AUAAAAAGUCAAUAGUAAACAAAAUAGACAGCAUAGUCCCUUGCCAUCCCCUCAGAAAAGAUCUCCCAUCCACUGCUGUACCAGAAAUCCAUUCUGCUGGCCCUUGCUUUCCCUGUCUUGGAAAUGCCCUGGGAGUUAUGGGAAUAUUUUGCCAAUUAUGCCUCUCUAUACAAGCUUCUGCCUUAGGUUAUACGUAUGAUCUUGCGUCCUUAUGUGGGGGGUUACAUACAAGAAAGAGGAAUGGCUGUUCUAGCAGGACAAGAAGAAUUGACAAAAUUUCACAUCGAUCUAGAGUGGCUGCAAUUCAUUCAAUCUCAGUUCAAUCAAAAGCUUCUGAAGCCUUUGUGCAGCCUCUAAAGCUUCUACCAUCUACCCCAGCCAACUAUAGUCUGACAACUUCACUAGAAGAGGAAUUACACUCUUUAUCUGAUUUUUCUCAGACCCUUUAUAGAGUUGAAUUGAUUACAAGCAAUGAUUCCUCUUCAGAUUUGAGUGAUACAAAUGCUGGAAUCCUAGUCUGUAUAAUUGGGGAGAAUGGCAAUUCAAUCAUUCAAAGAUUUCCAGCUAUUUUGCCCACUUCUCAAGUGUUCUCUUCAGACAUGUCAGAGAUUGUACAACAAAACUGCAAUAGACUUCAUUUUCAGAGAGGCUCAGUGGAUGGUCUGACAUUCUGGGGACCUGACAUAGGGAAGCUUGUAGCUAUUUGGAUUGGUCCGGAGUCAGGUUCUUGGAGAUUAAGCAGGGUAAGUGUUCUGGUUAUACCUCCAAGUCAAAGGGUGGAUAUAAGAUCUGAUAAUUUAGAAAAACAAAAAUGUGAAAAUGUUGGAUUGUACUAUAUUUUCCAGACCAAUGAAGUUAUGCUUGGAGACGGUGGUGACUCAGCAGUUGAGCUGAGGGCUUCUAGAGUACAGGAAGUAUCUGGUAAUGACAUGUGGACAAUGUUUCAGAAUUCUAGUAUGCAUAGAACAAUGACAUCUUCUAAAGAUGCUGGAAAAUUACAACAAGAGAGUUUGAAAUAUUAUAAAGAUUUAAAAAUAUCCUUGCUUCUAUACAAUGCUAUACUCGUUGCUAGUGGCACACUCAUUGCAGCAAUUGCAGGCAACCAAGAGAUUUCAAAUGGGUUUGCAAUAGGUGGGACUUUUGGCUUUAUCUAUCUGCUACUGUUGCAAGGGGCCGUUGACAAAUUGCCUGGGCCUCCUUCCUUUGAGAGCCAGAGUUACCCAGGUUCUGCCAAAAAUAAUUCAUUAUUCCAGGACAAUGAUAUUAGUAGAGGAUCAAGGGUAGAAAAACAAGGCCAAGACAUGGACAUGGAAUAUUCAAACUUGUCGAGUUUAGAAACUAAAAAGUUUCAAGAUAGCUUUUCAGGAUUCAGGGGACCGCUGACAAGACUAUCAUGGAUUAUAGCAAUUUUGUUUCUAACAUCAAAAUAUGCGUCUGGAAAAGUCAUGAUAACUCUGAAACCUCAAGAGCUUCUAGCUGGAGCUGCAGGAUUCCUUACAUGCAAAGUUGCUGCAGUAAUGGCAUCUUUUAGAACUAUAGCCAUAGAUUGCAAAGAUCAUAAAAAGUGAUUUUUAAUUUGUUAUCUUAUAAUUUUAAUAUGAGAUCAUCUAAAUACUUGCUAGGUUGGCAGAUAGUACCCAUUGGAGUAUUAAUGACAAUCCAUCAGCUACUAAUUUGUUGAUGAGUCAAUUCUAUUAUUAGUUCCUAAUGGAGUCAUUCACUGAAUUCAAAUCAACUUUUUCAAAUGACCAAUUAAAUGCUUAAAUUUUUUAUUUA
This is a messenger RNA of Cryptomeria japonica (Japanese cedar), 1776 nucleotides long. RefSeq lists its product as uncharacterized. The coding region runs from base 138 to 1568 and encodes 476 amino acids. Gene Ontology annotation, molecular function: protein binding. Lineage: Eukaryota; Viridiplantae; Streptophyta; Pinopsida; Cupressales; Cupressaceae. The record is from RefSeq and is a predicted model, not a curated record. The transcript is spliced from 5 exons.